Messenger RNA from Nothobranchius furzeri (turquoise killifish), 5098 nucleotides. RefSeq names its product B- and T-lymphocyte attenuator. Gene Ontology annotation, cellular component: plasma membrane. Gene Ontology annotation, molecular function: signaling receptor activity. Gene Ontology annotation, biological process: immune response-regulating cell surface receptor signaling pathway. The record is from RefSeq and is a predicted model, not a curated record. NCBI's taxonomy places the organism in Eukaryota, Metazoa, Chordata, Actinopteri, Cyprinodontiformes, Nothobranchiidae.
AACAGACAUAGCUAAAUAUAAAAGAGAAAACAGCUUUGUACGACAACAGUUGAAACAAGGAAUCUUUUAAAAGGGACCCUGCUAAACAACAACAACGUCAAACUUUUACAUUGGAUAAAAACUAAACGUAAACAGCAUACUAAACAUUAAAACUGUAUUUGAAAUUACAGGAAACUACCCUGGUGUAAAGGUGGGUUGAUCAGUUUUAUGUUUCCUACCAUUUCUAGAUGUUUUUGGUCAACAGACUAGGUUAUUAAUAAUUAAAUAUUAAAGUAAUUGAAUCAGGCUUGAGGUCUGUUCCAUAACACCAAUAAUCAGCUGUUUUCUCUAAAUGGUGGAACAAACCCAGAGGACUUCUCUAAAAAAGCAGUUUUCUACACAGAUGGGCCACUCAUCUCACUGACGGCGUUAUCUAACGAAAACCACAGAGAGAACGGUUAUUGAGGCCUUUAAAGAGCUCAAAGCUCCUCUUCAGAGCUCUUCACGCUCUCCCCUGAAACCACAGCUCACUGCUCAAAUCUGCAGAAGGUAACAAUUAAAGAAACAGGAGAGUUGAGAGGAAGUCAGCUUGAAGAUGGCAAACCACAGACAAACUCAAGAAAUGAUGAAAGCGGUGUUAAGGUGCACAGAGUUAGAGGUCUCGGAAAUAACAAGAGUGCAUGAACGUUGGGGAGUUCAGUGGAUCUGUCUGCAGAAGAAGGAUAACGUGGGAAGGAACCCCUGUGCAGGACCUUUUUCAGACCCCUCACUGACUCACCUCCACGGCUGCCAUCCCCGUUUCAAAGAGGAAGAGGCUUAACACCAGAAAGAGGAAGCAGAAUGUUCAGACUUUAUUCACGUCUCUGUUGUGUUACAUAAUAAUGAUGAGGUCGGUGGAGCAGUUCUCAUGUCAGUCGGCUGCAAAGGAACGACGUUGAUGAUCUUCAUCAUGGGGCCUGAAUCCUGCAGGAACAUCCUGAAGUUGUUCAUUUUGGCUGAGCUGAUUCUCGCCGUAAACGCUGACCGUGAUGAGUGCGACGUGGAAAUGAAAGUGCGCCGGAACACAGUUUACGAAGCGUCUGUUGAAGGUGAACUCAGGAUUAAGUGUCCCGUUGUGUUCUGCAACAAGUCACCUCCAGCAGUCACCUGGAUUAAAUGGGAGAAAACUUUUGUUCCUGUAACCAUCAGCGAUCGGGUUCAACUAGAGUGGACAACUAAUCAGCAGGAAGGAACCUCCUACCUGGUCUUCCAUAACGUCCUCAGAAGUGAUGCGGGAACAUAUCGGUGUGGAAGUGGAGGCAGUGUGAGUCAUAACAUCUACCUCAUUGUGAACGAUGGGAAAGUAAACGAUACAAGUACAGAAAGAGCAAAAACCACAAACCCUGGAACUAAAGACAACUUCAUGAUGUGCAUGUACUCUGCUGCUGGGAUUGGUGCAUUCAUCGUCAUGGUGAUCAUCGUGUCUGUGGUAUCCAUGAGAGGGUGCAAAGGGAAAUCAAAGAAAGAGCCAGAAAAGGAAAGUCAGUACAUCGAGCUCCCCGCGGUAGAAUGGCCCACCGAGCACCUCUCCGGCCGCGAGCCCUCUCCCAGAGGAAGCCCCAACCCGCCGCCCUCUCAUAGAUCCAAUGAGAAAAAGACACCGAGGCAACCUGAAGAGGCAACGUCAGGAGAUAACGAGCAUCUUUAUGGGCAGACGAAAAAGAUUAAAAACAGUAAAGGCAAGGCAGCACCGCCACAGGAACCUAGUUCUGUUGUGUAUGCUUCUCUGAACCAUCAGCUGCCACCUAGGACAGGUGCUCGGGCUCAGAUACCGGUGGAACAGACAGAGUAUGCAGCCAUACGUCUGGGUUAAACUUUCAGGAGCUCAGGAUCUCCUGACAGCAAGGACUUUUGGAUGCGUUCUCCUUGGAUGCACCUGCAGGGUCGGAUUCACUCCAAACAACACAGUUCAAACCAACAACUUAAUGUGUGGAAUUAUGAGCCCCUCCACCAUUUACGAGUCAAACCUGACCUGAAAUUAAAGUGUUUCAUUUUAUUACUUUAGCAUCUAUCGUUGUCUACAUUUCCCAUGGGGCGCUCUUUUGGUGCUGGGUAAGCGUUAUGCUAGUGGUCUAGCAUAACGUUUACCCAGAGAUAAACACAUUGGUCCUUUUCAGAAACUGACUGUUAGUUAAUGUUUUACAGAAAAGAAAUGUGCAUUUUACUCUCCAGCUCAGUCAACAGAGAAGGUUUUAAACAGCAAUCGUUUACAUUGUAAUGAUCGAUUAAUUACCUUUAAUUAAGGAAAAAUAAGACAUUAAAAUAUAGUAUGAAUUCCAUCUUAUGGAUACUGGGUUAUUUAAAUCAGAAGAUUGGAUCUUUUUAUUAUAGGGAUUUUAAAAUAACACUUUGCAUUAACUGAGAGACAAGAGAAGAGAGAGAGACUUUCAAACGUUUAAGCAAAUUUAAUACUAAAUAAUUUUAAACAAUUUAACAAGACUAACUCUCUAAUGAUGGAUGUUCUGUUUGAAUGAAGUGUGAGGUGAAUGGUGAGUGUGAAUGAUGUCAAAUUCAGAACCCUUGCAUCCGGCGAAGCAAGUCUGAGUGGGAGAUGAUGUUUUGCUCCUAACUGAUCAGAGUUUGAGACCCGUAAUCAUUAACACAUGAGACGCCAUUGUGUCGCAUCCACAUACCCUCAGUGAGAGGGAUGGAUCCAGGAUGCCAGGUCCUCGGACCUUCCUUCCGGUACUGGAGCCAAUGGUACUGCGUCACAGCAUGACAAACUAGUCCUUGGAUUGUCUCCAGGUAAAAGUGACAGACGUUUCACAGCGUCAAAAAGGGACCCUCCUUGGGUCAGCGAGUUCAGCUUUUAUUCUGAAGGAACCGUUGCUUGUUGGUAAAAACAACAGAUUUUCCCAGCUUGAAUGGUUCUCAGCUUAAAAAGAGAAGUAUAGAUGACCUGUCCAUACUUCACUCAACAUGCAGUGAACUUCAUGGGAACUUGAGAAGAGAUCUUGAAUACUGACUUAAGAUGGCGUCGGAACUGCUUUAUUAAUCUGGAUGUUUUUGAUUCUGGAAGAAUCAAAGCUGACAGAUUUAAUAAACACCACAGAGACUCUGCCACGCUUCAGACUAGGAAGGUUCUGAUUGGAUCAGUACAGCAAUGUGUCAUGUGAUUAUUUACCUUAGUGUAUCAGCGUGUCUAGUGACUAGAACAAGUCAGUUACUUAUUAAAAACAUAUUAAUCAUAAUAAUGUGAUUUCACAGAUUGAUCAUUUUGUAUUAUUGACUAACAGUCGUUUUGAUUAGCUUUAUUGAAAGUAGAGUUCUUUGAUUUUGAUAAAAGAAAAGAGUCUUCAUCUUCUGUCUUCAUUGCUGGAAAGUAAACAGUUUAGAAGCGAAUGCAUGACCUUGAGGCUGUUUCAUGCAUUCUGGCGCUGUGUCAAAGGGAACUGUGGAAAAGAUUGAAUAACCUUGGAGGAAUAGCUCCUUCAUCACGUUGCAACAUGUUAAUUCAAAGGUUGAAGGAAGGUACAUAUAUGGUUAGCUAUGCUACCAAAAAUAAAAGGCAUGCUAUGAGGAAUGCUAACUGCCCAAUUUACAAACUGUUUUCUGAACGUUUCGUCUUUGUUUUCUACUUUUAGUUUGAUAAAUAGUGUUGGGAAAAGAGGAGCUAAUAUGCUGUUAGCAUGUAGCAAAGGCUACAAGACGACCAAAGAAAAUGUAAAAAGUUCAUUGGUUUUACUGGUUUUACACAUUCUACUAGCAAGCUUUCAGUUUGUACUUGAUUUAGCAAGUAAUUAAAAUAUUUAUACUGUAUUGGAUACGUUUAGGAAAAAAAUGUUUCUAUAGACACCAUUAGCUCAUUAUUAGCUUCCAAACUGUAUUAAUCUUUGUUAGCACAGCUUUAGUAAAAUUCAUCAACAGGAGUUUCACAUUUCAUUUAGCGCUGGUCUAAUUUUUUUUUUUGCAGAAAGUGUUGAACAAAGGUUUUCGAUUCCUCCAGACCUGUGUAUUAAACAAAAGCAGUUCUGGAUUACAGUACCUCUCAAUCUGUGUGUUAAUAAAACCAGGCUGCGAGGUCAGAGAGAGGUCUGUGUGUGUAUGAUUUGACUCCUGAUCUCCCAAUGUUGUAAAUAAUGGAUGUGCUUCACUACUCUGCUGUUUUUGGUGAAUAUAUGUUGUGGCUUUAGCCUUUUACUGACCUCUGUGGGGUCCAGUAUGCAAUAAAUAUUCAGGGUAGAUGCUGUCUGGGAUAUGUUUAUGAUUGGCUUAAAGCAGACCGCUGGAGUGGAGAAGAGAAGGAAAGGGGGUACCCUCUCUCUCCUUGACUGAUGACCAGAAGAAAGAAAUGAGGUAAUGCCGGAAGGACACCAAGCAAGAGACGCUGGGAGGAGUCACAAAGGCCGGCAGAGUGUUUCCUGAAGCUGGAGUUGUCGUGGAGAUAAAGAGGAGACCAGAAGGAGGGGGAAGUGAAGGAAUAAAAAGGGGGGCACAGAAGAAGUUGGGAGUUCUGAGUUCUGGAAGAGUUCUGUACGAGUUCAGUGGAGCUCGGUGUUUUUGUCUGACCCGCUGCGAUGGGGUGAUUCUGUUUCGAUUAAUCUUUUUUCAUCCUAUUAAAAAAAAAACCUUGGUUUCUUAUUGUAAGAAACUUAAAAGGAUUUUCGGUGCCUGGGGUCUCCGGUGGUGUUGUGUAAACGAAAAGGUGAGAUGCUGGUUACUUGUUAUCCCACUCCAAGAGGUUUACUCCAGUCAGUUUAGAGUCAUUAACCUGAGCAAUACAUGAGCUGCAGGUGACUAAGAUGUGUUUGGGUUUGAACCGAGUCUUCCUUUGAGCUGCAAGCAGUUUGCCGGGAUCAAAGUCUGGGUUAGUGGUGAUCGCUGAUCAGCUCCUAUAGUGUGCAGGCAGUCAUAGAGAGCGACUGAAUAUCACGCCCACGCAUAAAUAGAAAUACAAGUCAACCCUGAGACGUAACAUCUGUUAAAGAGUCAGCUAGUUUGGGAAGAUGGCUUGUAACAGAAAGUUUGUUAAAUUUAUAACAAUAUCAUUUGUAGUGUAGAUAAUCUACAUACUAGAAUUUAACGCUGUUGCUGUUCAGCUCUGUUAAAUCCUGAAAAAGAUCAAAGAAUUUGGCUUAUG